AAGUUGCUUUACAGAUUUUGAGUUCACUCCAUCACUUGCACAAUUUAGCUAAUCCUUUUCUUCUGCUCAUCUUAAGUCAAUCUGUGGGUUUGUUCGUGGGUUUUUUCCUUGCAAAAAUUACCACAGCAAAGCACUUGUCGAGUGCUUAUUGCCAAUUUCCAUUUCAUUUGGUUUCAGAGAGCACUGAGUUUAAGAAGUUUAAUGAAGAUGUUAGAAAAGAAGAUGGAAAAAAUUAACAUUGAUAAAGUGAUAGAAGAAUUUGAAGCAAUUACGAAAGAUGCUGAGAGAGUCCAGAUAGAGACCCUCAAGAAGAUUCUGGAAGAGAAUGGCUGUGCAGAGUACUUGCAGAAUCUGGGUCUCAAUGGACUAACUGAUCCAGAGAGUUUCAGAGAUUAUGUUCCCAUUGUUACUCACAAGGAGUUGGAACCUUAUAUUCAAAGAAUUGCAGAUGGAGAUUCUUCCUCUGUUCUCACCAGAAAGCCCAUAACGACCAUAUCACUGAGUUCGGGUACUACUCAGGGAAAGCCGAAAUAUCUACCAUUCAAUGAUGAUCUGAUGGAGAACACCUUGCAGAUAUAUAGAACUUCCUUUGCAUUUAGAAACAGAGAGUUCCCUACUGUGGAUGGGAAAGCCCUGCUGUUCAACUUUAGCGGCAAGCAGUCCAGAACAAAGGGGGGUUUGGCUGCUGGGACUGCCACAACAAAUCUCUUUCGCAGUUCAUGCUACAAAAAUGCAGUACGGGCAAUGAAGUUCAAUUGCUGCAGCCCUGAUGAAGUGAUAUUUGGUUCUGACUUCCACCAAUCAUUGUAUUGCCAUCUCUUAUGUGGGUUAAUCGUCCGUGAAGAAAUUCAGUUUGUGUUCUCUACAUUUGCCCAUAGCAUCGUCCUUGCAUUUCGAACCUUUGAACAAGUCUGGGAAGAGCUUUGUGAUAAUAUACGUGAUGGGAUGCUCAGUAGCCGGGUCACUGACCCUUCCAUAAGAAAUGCAAUGUCACAAGUGCUUAAGCCAAACUUUGAAUUGGCUGAGCUAAUCCAUAAAAAAUGCUCAGGAUUGAGUAAUUGGUAUGGAUUAAUACCUGAACUUUUUCCUAAUGUGAAGUAUGUCUAUGGGAUAAUGACUGGGUCAAUGGAGCCUUAUUUGAAGAAGCUGAGGCACUACGCAGGUGAUAUACCUUUGUUGAGUGCUGAUUAUGGUGCUACAGAAGGGUGGAUUGGAGCAAACGUCAAUCCAAAGCUGUCUCCUGAGUCGGCUACUUUUGCUGUGCUGCCUAACAUUGGAUAUUUUGAAUUCAUUCCUCUCGGGGACAAUGUUGAGAAUAUCUACACAGAGCCUAAGCCAGUGGGUUUGACUGAAGUCAAGAUUGGAGAAGAGUACGAGAUCAUUGUCACCAAUUUUGCAGGUUUGUACAGGUACAGACUAGGAGAUGUCGUGAAGGUUAUGGGAUUCCAUAACUCAACCCCAGAACUUAAAUUUGUAUACAGGAGGAGCUUACUACUCACUAUAAACAUCGACAAGAACACUGAGAAAGACUUACAGCUAUCUGUGGAAGAAGCAGCCAGAUUGUUAGCUGAAGAGAAACUUGAACUUGUUGAUUUCAGCAGUAUAGUGGACCUAUCCACAGACCCCGGCCACUAUGUGAUCUUCUGGGAAAUUAAUGGGGAACCAACCGAGGAAGUCUUGCAAGAGUGUUGCAAUUGCUUGGACCGAUCUUUCCUCGACGCAGGUUACAUUAGUUCACGCAAGAUCAAUGCCAUUGGACCACUUGAGCUCAGAGUGGUUCGCAGGGGAACCUUCCAGAAGAUUCUAUAUCAUUAUCUGGGAUUAGGAGCUGCUGUUAGCCAGUUUAAAACCCCACGGUGCAUCGGCCCCGCAAAUAAUGUGGUGCUGCAAAUCCUGAGCAGCAAUGUUGCCAAGACCUACCGCAGUAAUGCCUUUUAAGUGAAUAUAUGUGAAAACUGUUGUUUGAUCAUUUACUUCUAUAAUAGUUCAAUCUGCUUGGGAAUUAUAUAUGAUAUUUCCAUUCUGCUUA
Molecule: messenger RNA, 2029 nt
Organism: Hevea brasiliensis (rubber tree)
Lineage: Eukaryota; Viridiplantae; Streptophyta; Magnoliopsida; Malpighiales; Euphorbiaceae
Product: jasmonoyl--L-amino acid synthetase JAR4
Exons: 5
Coding region: 202-1938 (578 amino acids)
Cellular component (GO): cytoplasm
Molecular function (GO): acid-amino acid ligase activity
Source: RefSeq, a predicted model, not a curated record